AUGGCAGAUCAAUCUAAUGAUGUUCCACAAAGUACAUCUAAUGAUGAGCUCAAAAAUGAUUUUCAUGUUGGUGACCUUUCCUCGUCGGAUACAACCCUACCAUCACCUGCCCAAAGUUCAGAGGAUCUUUUUAGUAAUGAAAACGUCACUUCUUCUAGUCUUAAUGAGCAACCAAGAAUACCAUCUGUGCGUGAUGAUCCUGUUGAUGAUGAAGAAUUAUUGCCUGGUCAAUCCUUGGGGGUUAUACACUAUAUUCAGGAACCAGACAAUGAAGUGACUGUUACUACAACUCCUUCUGACGAGGACGAAGAUAGCACGGAAGCAGUUGCUGAUACAUUAUUAGAACCCAGUCUGGACUAUUUAGAGUACGAUGCUGAAGGAACGAGUUUAGCAAUCUUUAGCGAAUCGAUUGCAGAAUCAAUAAUGGCUGUUAGAACUCAUCCACCAGCUAAUUUUCGUCUUGACUAUGAAUCUGAUGGUCGACGUCGAUAUUUUAGAGAUCCUAUGGUUAUUGAUGUAUGUUAA
Molecule: messenger RNA, 525 nt
Organism: Adineta steineri
Lineage: Eukaryota; Metazoa; Rotifera; Eurotatoria; Adinetida; Adinetidae
Source: the annotation of a GenBank genome assembly